AUGGCAUUCAGCAAAUUCACUAAUGAAGAAUCCAAUCCAUUGCUUAUUGAUAUUGAAGAUGAAGACAAUAAAGGAAACGAAACAGUACAACCUCGUAUUAGAAGAGAAGGACAAAAGAAAUGUGUGGAGCAACGUGUUAAUCGCACACCAGAUAAUUCAAUGCAAAGGGAUCUUAAAGUUGUAGUUUUGAGCUUAGAUUCAAGUUUGAUUGAAAGUGUUGACAUGACAGAAGAUAAUGGAAUACAUAGGGAAAAUGAAUUGAGAACAAAAAGAUGGUUUGAUAGAUGUAACAUAAAAGGAAAAGAUAAUGUUACUGUCAAAAAGCUUAAUGAAGACGAAGACUCUGAUUUUGAAGAUGCUAAACCUGUGCUUACAAGGAAAAAGAGAAUGCAUUAUACUUCUUUCAAAAAUGAUGACAAAGAAAAUGUGAAGAAAUUUAAAAGACAAAAGAAUAAAGAAGGAAAUGUAGUGAAAGCAAGGAAAAUGCCUAAAGUUGUAGGAAAUGAUGCAGAAAAAGCAAGGCGAAUACAAGUACGGACAUCUCCAAAUGUUUUGUACAGUUAUAUGCAUAACCUUAGCAAGGAACAGGAAGCAUAUAUUUCUUAUAUUGGUCUGGGGCAUUUGUUGAAUAUGAAAGUGGAAUUAUGGGGCAUUAUACUGUAA
Molecule: messenger RNA, 663 nt
Organism: Lactuca saligna
Lineage: Eukaryota; Viridiplantae; Streptophyta; Magnoliopsida; Asterales; Asteraceae
Source: the annotation of a GenBank genome assembly